AAACGUCUGUGAAUCUUCACCGAACAAACUCGCGGGGGUCGUCAUGUCCGCGCGUGGAACGUUUGUCUCCGUUAAACCGCGUUUCUUCACCUUUUCUACAAGUUUCCACGCGAUAUGAAGACUACACGCGUGAUUCGUGUGUCUCAGAUUUGUGCGCUGAAUCAUCGCUAAAGACGCGGAGUUCGCGUGGAAUCACGAAGUAAAUAACGUUCAUUUAUUGUUUGUUUGUUUGUUUUUUAGCAGCGACUUCACUCGAGUUCUGUGUUUCUGAUAAAAAAAAAAAUGGCGUUUUUCGUGAAGAAGAAGAAAUUUAAGUUCCAGACUCAUCUGACGCUGGAGGAGCUCAGCGCGGUGCCUUUUGUUAACGGAGUUCUCUUCUGUAAACUCCGGCUGCUCGACGGAGACUUCGCCGCUACUUCAUCCAGAGAGGAAGUUCAGGAAAACUGCGUUCGCUGGAGGAAGAGAUUUACGUUUGUGUCCAAACUGAGCGCCAACCCUCACACCGGCGUCCUGGAUCCGUCUGUGUGCAGAGUGUCCGUCAGGAAGGAACUCAAAGGAGGAAAAACCUACUCCAAGCUGGGCUUCACUGACCUCAACAUGGCGGAGUUUGCCGGCUCUGGCUCCACAGCUCGCUGCUGCCUCCUGGAGGGCUACGACACCAAGAACACGCGCCAGGACAACUCCAUCCUCAAGGUGAUAAUCUGGAUGACUCUGCUGUCUGGAGAUCCCUGUUUUAAAACAGCUCCCAGCUCAGCAAAGUCCAUCUCUGUCCCAGGACGAGGACACACCCUGCAGCUGGACUGUAAGGGGGAGGGGACAGCGGAACCUGCUCCUGCUGUCUCACUGGGUCGAUCCGCUAAGCCACGCCCCUCCAUCAUCAGCUCAGGUCUCCUCGAUGAAUCAGAGAUGAACCACAACCAGAACCAGUCUGGAUCUGCAGAAGUCUUCCAGUCUGGUCACUCUCGAAACUCCAGCUACGCCAGCCAGCAAAGCAAGAUCUCAGGCUACAGCACCGAGCACUCUUGCUCGUCCAGCCUGUCUGACCUCACUCACCGCAGGAACACGUCGACAGGAAGCAGCACCUCCGGCCUGUGCUUCACUGACUCACCAGCAGAGGGCGACAAGGACGCCGGACGUCCUGAGAGACCGCUCCGACCCCCGCGGCCCGUCUUACCCCCCAACAGACCGUCCAGGAGGAAACAGGACUCGGUGGAGAAUCAGCCGACCUGGGUCAACGACACCCGCAUGGACGCCGACGACAUCGUGGAGAAAAUCGUCCAAAGCCAGAACUUUGCAGACACCAACCACACUGAAGACAGUAACCUGCGUCUGUUUGUGAGCAGAGACGGGAGCACGUCUCUCAGCGGCAUCAGACUGGGAAACAGAGUGUCUGCAGGUGGAUACGAGCCCGUCGUCAUAGAGAUCCACUAAAGAAAGGGCGGGAAGUGUCACACGUGUGUGGUCAGCUGGUCUGAACGCUGUGACAGGAAGAAGAAAAAAAAAAAAACAACUCAUCCGUUUGCACUUUGUGUGUGUGUGUGCAUGUGUGCGUGUGUGUGUGUGGGUGUGUGGGUGUGUGUGUGUGGUUUACAGACGUCCGUUUCCUGGUGGAAAAGUGUCUAAACUGAGUGUUCAUGUGUUUCACUGAGAGUGAGCCUCUGUGUCUCAGACUGGUUCUCAGCAGCAGGGGGCGCCAAACAACCACACUUGAAAAACUACACGUGAACCAUCCCUUUAAUAUAAACUUGAUUCAAAUGGAGUUUGUGACACAAAAACACUGAGUUUUUAAAAAACCACUGAUCGCUCUUUUGUUUUUUUGUCGUUUCCUUGAUUUUGAAGCCGUUCCCUGUUGAUCAGGGAGUUGCCAUAGAAACCACUCGGUGCCUGUGAAGUUUUCUCCUUCUCUUUUAUGAGCCUGAAGCACAGUGAGAGAGUGAGUGCUGGUGACGGUGACGAGAGAAGGUUCAUUUCCUGUUUGUUUGUUUGUUUGUUUGUUUUGUGACGAUUUAUCACAAGUCUUAGUUGAAGAGUUUUUUUCUCUACAAGUUUGACCCAAAAAGAAAAGAAAAAAAGACAGAGUACCUGUUCUGGGUUUGUCGCUCUCUGUGCUGCCCCCUGGUGGAGCAGUUAGUUUGGAUCCUGUUUACUUCAAAUUAGACGUUUUUUGAAAUGACACAAACAGUUUCACAUCCACAACCAGCCGCCUGGUUUUAAGAUAGAUUCUUCAUUUUCACACAGAAGCUUUUAUUUUGGUGUUAUUUUUAAUUCUCUGCUUGUAUUAAUGUGGAAAUCUCUCUCUUUUUUCCACAAGCACGUCGUUUUCGUGUCGUCUGAAUCAAAAUGAUAAAAAGCUGAUAUUUCCUGUUUGCCAACAGAUUAACUGAUGAUUAAUCUCUUCUUCACAAUAGCUGAUCAUUGAUUAACCGCUUUUUUCCAUGAAUUAAAACCAGUUUGUGUGAUUUUUCAGCUUCUUAAAUGUGAAUAUUUUCUGGUUUCUUUGCUCCAUAAAACAAAGAAAUCAAAAACAAAAACAUUUGAGAACAUCAUUUCCAUGUUUGACAAACACUGAUCAGUGUUUUCUGACAUUUUAUGAACCAAACAACUCAUCCGUUAAUCAAGAAAAGAAUCGAUGGAUUCUUGGAUUAUGAAAGUCCUAAUCUCUUAAACCUCAGUUAAACUGCAUUCUUUUCAUCCUCGUCUUCAUGUCGUUAGUUUUCUCUUAAAUCACGUUGUUUUUGUUUGCUUUCGUCACAUUCGGGGGACGAACCACUAACCGUAUAUUCAGAGUUUGUCACUAUUUUAUUUUAGUUUAUUCUUUUCAAGGAUUAAUUUAAUUGUUGUAGUCUGGAGGUUGAUUUAUAAGCUAUGCACAAACAUCACUCGCCUCCUGAAGCUUUUUUUUAAAAUGUUCUCUUAGUGCAUUUAACAGAUUCUUCUAUUGUAACAAAGCUAUAGUAUAAUAACCUAUACGUUUAUUAGAGAAUAUUUACUUAGUGCCAUCUUUGUUUGUUUCUCAGCAGAAAUGACGUCUAAACAAUAAAAAUCUAAUCUGA
Molecule: messenger RNA, 3053 nt
Organism: Solea solea (common sole)
Lineage: Eukaryota; Metazoa; Chordata; Actinopteri; Pleuronectiformes; Soleidae
Gene: eeig1a
Product: estrogen-induced osteoclastogenesis regulator 1a
Exons: 11
Coding region: 283-1431 (382 amino acids)
Source: RefSeq, a predicted model, not a curated record